Messenger RNA from Aspergillus saccharolyticus JOP 1030-1, 1294 nucleotides. RefSeq names its product mitochondrial 54S ribosomal protein mL54. Gene Ontology annotation, cellular component: mitochondrial large ribosomal subunit. The transcript is spliced from 2 exons. Lineage: Eukaryota; Fungi; Ascomycota; Eurotiomycetes; Eurotiales; Aspergillaceae. The coding region runs from base 322 to 1059 and encodes 245 amino acids. Gene Ontology annotation, molecular function: structural constituent of ribosome. The record is from RefSeq and is a predicted model, not a curated record.
AUCCGGGUAGUUUGAAGGUGCUACUAACUACCAGCAUGGACAGCUUAGGCGGAGGAGUUGACGGGACUCGGCGCACCUCCAGAUGUUGAGCGAUACGGUCACGUGUCCGCUCACCUCCGGCUUGGCAUCAAAUUCAUGCCGCAGUUUUCUUGAUAGAGCACUGCGUAUAGGUCGGCGAGAUCCCAUUACCCGGCAUUCGAGUCAGCGUGCACGACAUUCACCGGAACUGAGAAAGGCAGAAUUCGAGCCCCACGGCGUCAAACAUUUCCACAACAAACUUGUCUUGAUCACCACCGGAAUCUGCCAUUCCUCCGCCCCAAAAUGAUCUGCCAACGAUGCCGGACCGGCAUCCUGUCUCGCUUCCAGCAGCAGACCGUUACGUCGUCUGCCCUGGCCGGCGCACGCCAGCUUUUAUUCCCUAUCCAGCGGACUCAGUUCCGCAACUACAGUGAGGGCAAGCCCACCGUGUCCGCCGCACCGCCGCCGCCCAAGCCUCGACAGCCUGGCGUGAGCGAUGUGACCGUCCCGUCCGCCGUCUCUUCCGCCACCCCUGGAGUAUCGCAACCAUUGAGCACCCCCACGGACGGCGUCCACUCCGAUGUCCAUCCCGGAAAGCCCCGGAAGGCCGAAGUGAAGCGCCCCGCGAGUAUCUGCGUCGCUGGAACGAAAAUGAACGGCCUCAACUACUUCAAGAACAAGCCCGAUGUGGUCGCUCUGGAGGACUCGGAGUAUCCCGACUGGCUCUGGGGAUUGUUGGAUGAGAAAAAGAAGGGCAAGGCCGAACAGGGCGGCGUUGACCCAAGCACUCUGAACAAGAAGCAGCGCAAGCGCUACGAGAAGAAGAUGGCUGCGCGCGCCGCGACCCUCCCUCCCGUCAUCCCCAUCCACGAACACGCCACCGAUAUCACCCCCGCCCCCUACAACCGCGGCCAGGCCGAGACCGAAGAUUCGCUAGCUGUUGCCGCCGAGAGUAUCGAGAAGCGGACCGAAAUCACCAGAAGCGCGAGAGACGCACGGAGAAAGGCCAUCAGAGAGGCCAACUUCCUGCGCGGGCUGUAAAUUAUACUUGUGUGUCAUUUAUUUGGGGCGAUUUGCGAAUUUUCUCCGUGGGGCGCUGUCUCUUUAUGUUUGGACCGAGUACUGUCCAGACCACGACUCACACUUGUUACAGUAUUGACAACCCGAGCAAAGGGCGGGGAGGCUGCAUCAUGCAGAGGAGACAUAUUCUGAUUUGUACUUCAUAUUCUCAUUUCCCUUAUCAUGUACUAUCUUGCAAGAACCAGGCGCGAAAUGG